Molecule: messenger RNA, 2125 nt
Organism: Erinaceus europaeus (western European hedgehog)
Lineage: Eukaryota; Metazoa; Chordata; Mammalia; Eulipotyphla; Erinaceidae
Gene: TDP1
Product: tyrosyl-DNA phosphodiesterase 1
Exons: 16
Coding region: 63-1895 (610 amino acids)
Biological process (GO): double-strand break repair; single strand break repair
Cellular component (GO): nucleus
Molecular function (GO): 3'-tyrosyl-DNA phosphodiesterase activity; double-stranded DNA binding; single-stranded DNA binding
Source: RefSeq, a predicted model, not a curated record
CCGCGCAGGCGCAGACGGCCGCGGGACUGCGGGCGCAGGGAGCCGGCGGCUUCAGAGAAAUAAUGUCUCAGGAAGGUGAUUAUGGGAAAUGGUCGAUAUCCAGCAGUGAUGAGAGUGAGGAGGAAAAGCCAAAAGUGGACCAACCUUCUACCUCUUGUCUGCCUCAGGCUGAGCAACAAACAGCAAAGGAGCCAGGGUACACCUGCUCUGAGGCCCGCAGAGCUGCCCACCGGAGGAAGCUGUCGCCGGUGAAGUUUAGCAACACAGAUGCAACCUCCAUUGUUUCACCUCCAAAAAGGCAGAAGGGUGGGUCCCAGGAAGACCUGGGCUGGUGCCUCUCCAGCAGCGAUGAAGAGCUGCAGUCUGAAGCGCUUGAGAAGCAGGACAGGACAGUGGUGGUGAAGGAGGAGGAAGGCCUCCCUCCUCCCAAAGGGAGUGCCACCCAGCAAACCAAAAACCACAGCCCUCCUGCCAGCCACAGGCUCAAAGAGGAGGAAGACGAGUAUGAAACAUCAGGGGAAGGCCAGGACAUUUGGGACAUGCUGAAUAAAGGGAACCCCUUCCAGUUCUACCUCACUAGAGUCUCUGGAAUUAAGCCAAAGUAUAACUCCGGAGCACUCCACAUCAAGGAUAUUUUAUCUCCUUUAUUUGGGACACUGGUAUCUUCAGCUCAGUUUAACUACUGCUUUGACGUGGACUGGCUCAUCAGACAAUAUCCACCCGAGUUCAGGAAGAAGCCCAUCCUGCUUGUGCACGGGGAUAAGCGAGAAGCCAAAGCCCGCUUACAGGCUGAGGCGAAGCCGUAUGGAAACGUCACCCUGUGCCAGGCCAAGUUGGAUAUUGCAUUUGGAACACACCACACGAAAAUGAUGCUUCUGCUCUACGAGGAAGGCCUCAGGGUCGUCAUCCACACCUCCAACCUCAUCCGAGACGACUGGCAUCAGAAAACCCAAGGAAUGUGGCUGAGUCCCCUGUACCCACGAAUUGCCCACAGAUCCCACAUGUCAGGAGAAUCAGCAACUCAUUUCAAAGCCGAUCUCAUCAGCUACUUGAUGGCAUAUAAUUCUCCUCUACUGACAGAGUGGGUGGACACCGUCCAGGAGCAUGACCUCUCAGAGACCAAUGUUUACCUUAUUGGAUCAACUCCAGGACGCUUUCAAGGAAAUCAGAAAGAUAACUGGGGACACUUUAGGCUUAGAAAGCUCCUGAGAGAGCAUGCCCAGUUCAUGUCGGAAGCAGCGUCUUGGCCGGUCGUGGGCCAGUUCUCCAGCAUCGGCUCCUUGGGUGCCGACGAAUCAAAAUGGUUGUGUUCUGAGUUUAAAGACAGCUUGGUGACACUGGGAGAAGAAAGCAGGAGCCCUGGGACAAGUGCUGCCCCGCUUCACUUGAUCUAUCCUUCCGUUGAGAACGUGCGGACCAGCUUAGAAGGCUAUCCAGCUGGGGGUUCUCUUCCAUAUAGCAUCCAGACAGCUGAAAAACAGAAUUGGCUCCAUUCCUAUUUUCACAAGUGGUCAGCAGAGACUUCUGGCCGCAGUCAUGCCAUGCCGCAUAUUAAGACGUAUAUGAGACUCUCUCCAGACUUCAGUCAGAUGGCUUGGUUCCUUGUCACAAGCGCCAAUCUGUCCAAGGCCGCCUGGGGAGCAUUGGAGAAGAAUGGCACCCAGCUGAUGAUCCGCUCCUAUGAGCUUGGAAUCCUUUUCCUGCCUUCUGCGUUUGGUCUGUACAGUUUCCAAGUGAAAUCCAAAUUCUUCUCGGGGAGCCAGGAGCCGAAGGCCUUUCCUGUGCCGUACGAUCUGCCUCCAGAACUGUAUGGCAGCAAAGAUCGGCCCUGGAUUUGGAACAUUCCUUACGUCAAAGCCCCAGAUUCACAUGGGAACAUGUGGGUUCCCUCCUGAGGACCCUAAAGCACCAGGAAGCAUAAGACACUGAGCCAGAAACCUUGGGUGUUUAUCUUCAAGGUUUUAUCUGCGCCCCUCUGAAACUUUGCAGAAGUCAACUUUUGCACUGUGGAUAUUUCUUUGUUAUCCUUUCAGUGGUCAUUAUUAACAUCCUCACCUUAAAAAGAUGUAUUUUCUUACUUUACUUUGGAAAAAAAGCUAUUAAACUUGGCAACAGAAAAAGUGUA